AUGUGGGGCUCUAAACAUGAACUUGACCCAUUUACAACAUUUGAAUUAUUUAAACAAGAACAAAUUGAUAAUAUAAAUAUUAUUAAUCUACAAUUAAAAUUUAAACAACAUUGGACACAACAACACCCUCACCAGAAAAAAUCCGAUGAAAUUAUUAAUGAUGGUUGUUUAUGUGAACGAUGUUUAGGAAAAGAAACAUCACACACAUGGUCCUUACAAGAUGGAAUUUUAUAUUCAUUCAAAGAAUAUUUACCGAAAGAAUUAACGUGUAAUUUAUUUAAUUAUGAAUUAGAAAAUAUUUCAUUUGAUGAUGAAAAUGAUUCACCACAACCUCCACCUGCACAUGUUCCUAUUGCAUAUGGUGAAACACCUGGUCGUUCUCGAUACAUACCACUCGAACUACAGUUGUAUAUCGAUGAUAAGAGAAAUAGUUAUACUUCGGAAGAGAAAGACACAAAUCGUUUAACUAUUGAACGAUUUAGUUUUUGUGCACGUAAUGUAUAUAAAAAUGGACGUGAAAAGUAUUUGUAUCGAUCGCGUUUUAUUCAGUACUUAUCAAUUCAUCAGCAACUAAUUGGACUCUCUAAAGAACAGCCUUUAGAAAAUUACAUAACACUUGCUCAUUAUAUAUUGAUGAAUCAAACACGUACAAUGCCGGGAUGUGGUUUUAAUAAAACUGCUGAAGAUACUAGUAUUCGUGAUCGAUUCGGUGAUAGGAUUAUUUUAUUAAAAUAUUUAUUACGACAAAAAAUGGAUGCAAAACAAACUUUAAAAAGUAAUAAUUUAUUUAAUGAUACUAAACAAUGUCGUAUUAUUUUACGUGGACGUGCUGGUCGACUUGGGAAUUGUUUAUUUCUGUUUGCAUCAGCUUAUGGUUUAUCACUUACACAUUCAUGUCAAUUGUAUAUAGCUCCAGAUAUUAUUGAUGACCUUCAAACAUCAUUCGAGAUGAAUUUAACAAAUUUAUUAUUAGAAUCACAAUUAGAUAAUUUUACUUCGAUUAAACAAAUCCACAAUCAUUGUUCAUAUAUUCCCAACAAAAGAGAUCUAACAAAGAAGAAAAAUGUAUUAGUGACACCUGAUUCAUUUAGUGUUGCUAAUGAUUUGGCUACAUUGACCCUAUGUGAACAUACUAUUCUUACUGCAGGAACAUUUGGAUGGUGGGGAGCGUUUCUCUCAGAUAAUAGAUUAGGUGAUGUAUUAACAGAUUCAAAAUCGGAUCAUACUCCUAUUGAUUCUAAUUGUCGAGCAGAUGAUUAUUUUCCAUCAUGGUUUAAAUUUUUAAAUAAUACAAAUUAA
Molecule: messenger RNA, 1299 nt
Organism: Adineta steineri
Lineage: Eukaryota; Metazoa; Rotifera; Eurotatoria; Adinetida; Adinetidae
Source: the annotation of a GenBank genome assembly